GCUGCGGGUCCUGCUAAAGCUCCCAAGUUGCCUGGGGGGUCAGUUCAGUACAGCGUGCCGCGAGUUGAGCUUCGUCAGAGCUGCCGCCUGCAACUCCAACAAACAGACCGCCGCACCACACGUUGAAACGACCCCAGCUCUUUGCCAACCACCGACAACUUCAAACAGAGCAGCUUUUGUACAAUUGCCAACACGAAGGAGCAAGAAAAAGAUCGCAUAACAACAAAGUUCCUGCAAAAUGGCAUCAGGCUACGAUAGAGCUCUUUCGGUGUUCAGUCCCGAUGGCCACGUCUUCCAGGUUGAGUACGCGGGUGAAGCCGUGAAGCGAGGCACAUGCGCUGUCGGUGUUAAGGGUGCGGACAUCGUGGUGCUGGGAUGCGAAAAGAGGUCGGCCAUGAAGCUGCAAGACACCCGCAUCACCCCCUCCAAGAUCGGCCUCAUCGACACUCACGUCUGCCUUGCGUUCGCCGGCCUAAACGCCGACGCCCGCAUUCUCGUCGACAAGGCUCGGUUAGAAGCCCAAUCGCACCGCCUCACCGUCGAGGACCCCGUCACGAUAGAGUACAUCACCAAGUACGUCGCCGGCGUGCAACAACGCUACACCCAGAGUGGAGGUGUACGACCGUUCGGCAUCAGCACCCUUGUUGUUGGGUUCGACAACGGCAGCAAGGUCCCCAGACUCUAUCAGACUGAGCCUUCAGGCAUCUACUCGGCAUGGAAGGCAAACGCUAUCGGAAGAUCAAGCAAGACAGUGCGCGAGUUCCUUGAGCGGAAUUACAAGGAGGACAUGGACCGGGAGCAGACCAUUCGGCUCGCCAUCAAGUCACUCCUGGAGGUUGUUCAGACAGGUGCCAAGAACAUCGAGAUUGCUAUCAUGGCACCUGGAAAAUCCAUCGAAAUGCUUCCGGUGGAGGACAUCGAGAACUAUGUCAAGAACAUUGAGCAGGAGAAGCAGGAGGAGGCAGCCAAGAAGAAGACAGGACGUACGCCAGGCACAGGAAGCGCAGCUAUCUUGACGAGGGAGGCGGGCAGUUCCGAUGACCAGUAAAGCGAGCAGGUAUAUGCAUAUGGCACGAGACAUGACGAAGAGCAGGGCUAUAGAUCACGGCAACAGCUAAUGUAAGAUAUCUUGCGCGAUCAACCAGUCGGGUGCUACGAUGUUGAUUUGCUUUGAUUGCGGUGUUUUAUGGUAUUAUGCUUCCCAAGACGCCCAGUAAAUGCUUCAAUAAUGCGGGCAACAGCCUCUGUAGCGAUAUCAACUAGC
Pyricularia oryzae 70-15 is the source of this 1264-nucleotide messenger RNA. Its product is annotated as proteasome component PRE6. Gene Ontology annotation, cellular component: nucleus; proteasome core complex; proteasome core complex, alpha-subunit complex. The record is from RefSeq and is a predicted model, not a curated record. Bases 239 to 1048 code for a protein of 269 amino acids. The transcript is spliced from 3 exons. Gene Ontology annotation, biological process: ubiquitin-dependent protein catabolic process. Lineage: Eukaryota; Fungi; Ascomycota; Sordariomycetes; Magnaporthales; Pyriculariaceae.